CGUGAGGAGGCUGAUGGAGAAAAAGCAUUUUGUUUAAUCGCUGGCAGUUUUGAAAUAAACCAAACCAUAAGGAAUCGGUUACACAAUGAGGCACUCUUGAAACAACAAGGAUAUUAAACUCGGAGUACACAGCCUGUCUCACUCCGUCCUGAACUCCAUCACAUUGAUUCAAGCUGGUUUUGGCCCCUGGAGGUGGAGCUGAGCUGAAGUAAGAUGGCCUCGGACAGAAUGGCGUCUCCUCGGAGCAGCUCCAGACAGAGCAGCUCGCUCUCUUCAUCCCCCAUGAGUUCCCGCAUGCAGUCCCUCCAGGUGGACUCGGUGCAGCGCUGGAUGGAGGAUCUCCGCCACAUGACGGAGGUGGAGUGCAUGUGUGUCCUGCAGGCCAAGCCCAUCGGGGUGGAGGAGGACGCCCAGCAGGGGGAGCUGAUCGUGGCAACAGGGGUCGGAGGAGGGGAUCACGUGGCGAGGAACAACCUGCAGACGCUGCUCCGCCGGGCGCUGGUGGUCAGCACGGAGCUGGGCAAGAUGUUCCAGCGACUGGAGAAAGGACGCUGGCAGAGGGUCCACAGCACCGCCGUCAGGGCGAACUGCCACGUGCGGUCGCUGGUGCACGAGUACAGCGCCGCCCGGACCACACCGCCAGAGAUGCAGAAGUAUGAGAAAUCUCUGCUGGAGAAGUGUAUGGAGCUGACCACUAUCACAGAGAGGUGUCUGCACACCGAUGAUGAGUUCUUCCUGAAGUCGAUGAGGGAGGCCAUCCACGAGAUCCUCACAGACGUCAGCGACUCCUUCAGCAACAUGAUCGACAUGGCUUUAGCCAAUGAGAUCCGGCUCCUGAUCAAACAGAUUGACUGCUCGGACAGCGUGCACACCAUCGGCAGCGCCAUCAGUAACCUGCUGUCGCUCACACAGGACGGCCCUCAGCUCUGCAGCAUCAUCGCCAAGGAAGGAGCAGUGGUCUCCCUGUUCAAGAUCUGCCGGCAGGACCGCUUCAGAGACCUGUACGCUCACGCUCUGAGGACGGUGGCCUCCAUCUGCUGCGUGGAGGAGGGCAUCAACCAACUGGACAAGGUCGAUGGGAUCCUGUGUCUGGCAGACAUCCUCACAGAUGAGAGCAGCGUGGAGGCAGCGAGGGCCGAGGCGGCGGCGGUUGUGGCUCAGAUCACCUCGCCUCACCACACCUCCACCCAACACCUCGCCAGCUUCCUGGAGAGCAUGCACGACAUUGUCACCGCACUCAUCAAGUUGUGCGACAGCGCCUCCUGUGGCGAGGUGUUCCUCCUGGCCUCUGCAGCUUUGGCUAACAUCACGUUCUUCGACAGCAUGGCCUGUGAGAUCCUCCUGCAGCUCAACGCCAUCCACAUCCUGCUGCAGGCCUGCAGAGACCGCCAGAGGGUCGACACGCCCUACUCCAAAGACCAGGUGGUGACCAUCUUGGCGAACCUGUCAGUCCUGGAGCAGUGUGCUUCUGAAGUCCUGCAAGACCAAGGAAUCGAGCGUCUGCUGCUGCUGCUGGGAGAGAAGCCGUCCUCCCUCAGUCCAUCGGAGGGCGCCGCCUGCGAGCGAGUUCAGCAGAAAGCCGCUGUGACUCUGGCCCGUCUGAGCAGAGACCCUGAAGUCUCCCAAACAGCAAUCCAGCUCAAAGCUGUUCCUCGUCUCAUUGAGCUGUGUCGCUCCCCUACUGAGCGAAAUAACAGCGACUCAGUGCUGGUCGCUUGCCUGGCUGCCUUGAGGAGGCUUGCAGCGGGGUGUCCAGACAGCAUCGAGGCAGCGGACCACCAGCAGCUGAUCAAACCGCGGCUCGUCGACUCCUUCCUGCUGUGCUCCAACAUGGAGGAGAGCUUCGUAUGACGCGCUGCACAGCAAACACUCAGAGAGGAGAGAGCUGCAAAAAGAUGCUGCACAUUUACCAUUUCAUGAGGACUGAUGAGCAGCGUCACUCAUGAACAUUGCAUCCAUUAUCCCAAAAUGGAGCUCUGGUUUUUUUGUCUGAAUAUCAAACUAAAAUGUUGGGAAACUUGUCAGCUUGCAUGAAUCCAGAAGUAUUUGUACAUAAAUGCAAUGCCUAGUGCACCCAAGUGACCUUAUAACAUGCUAUGAAUGUGUACCGUUAUUUUAUUCCACUGGGAAAUGUAUAUCAGUAAGCAUUUUGUACAGAAAAAUGAAAGGAUAGCCUCCCGCUGGAUUGAAACGCUUUAUACUCUGCCACUGAGCAAUUUAGUUGUGCAAUGUUUCAAUAUAUAUAUUGUCUUCAAAAAGCAUGUGUGCUAUCUGAGAAACAGGGAACAGGAUUCUUCAAGUGGAUCGCACGGUGAAAUGCCUCCGAUACAAAUGAUCAUCGGAAACAUCUGGAGUACCGAGAUGUCUGUCUGGAGAAUUUAUUUUUGUUGUUGGUCUGUUUUGUGCUUUAAAUCAGAACCCACUUGACCUUUUCAAACUAAAUUAUUGCAGUUGGAAUAACUAUUUCUUCUUUUCAGUUUGAUGUUUGAAGUCCUUUCAUCGCAGGGCACCAUUAUCAUUAUUAUUUAAAACGUCUGUUUCAGAUGUGGCAACAGGAUUUUUUCUCCUGGAGAACAAUGGACUGUUUGUAUUGAACCUUUCUGCCAUUGAGUCAAAUAUUUUAUCCGCCACUGGAGAAUGAAUCUAUACAAGUGCUCAUGGAUUUGACUAAAGAAAUACCAUUGUUGUAUGCCAUGCAUGGAAUAAAGGCAAUAGUCUGGUGAA
Molecule: messenger RNA, 2724 nt
Organism: Eleginops maclovinus (Patagonian blennie)
Lineage: Eukaryota; Metazoa; Chordata; Actinopteri; Perciformes; Eleginopidae
Gene: insc
Product: protein inscuteable homolog
Exons: 13
Coding region: 214-1851 (545 amino acids)
Biological process (GO): apical protein localization; regulation of asymmetric cell division; establishment of mitotic spindle orientation
Cellular component (GO): apical cortex
Molecular function (GO): protein binding; cytoskeletal adaptor activity
Source: RefSeq, a predicted model, not a curated record